This is a messenger RNA of Poeciliopsis prolifica (blackstripe livebearer), 2095 nucleotides long. RefSeq names its product short coiled-coil protein B. NCBI's taxonomy places the organism in Eukaryota, Metazoa, Chordata, Actinopteri, Cyprinodontiformes, Poeciliidae. Bases 311 to 550 code for a protein of 79 amino acids. The transcript has 4 exons. Gene Ontology annotation, cellular component: trans-Golgi network. The record is from RefSeq and is a predicted model, not a curated record.
ACAAAAUAAGUAACAUUUUCAAUUCAAAAUUCCAUUUUGAGCUCAACAACAAGGAUUACUUGCGUACCAGAAACAGACAUAAAAAAAAUAUAUUCACUUCGUGAUGGUACAUCGCCCCCCAGCGGCUAAGCUGCGUAUGACUUGUCUAAAUCAAACAGAUGGUGUCAAACAUCAGCUAAGCUAACACGUACCAAGCUUCAAAUUGUCUAUCGACGCUUCGCAGUUUAGCGCAGCGCCUCUUGUUUUCCCAUCACACGUGUCUCUGACAGUCGCAGCCCUGCAUCCCAAAAAGGAAGACGAGUACUUCACCAUGAGCUCAGAUGAUGGUGACCUGGAGAACCAGGCAGAGCUGGAGGAGAAGACCAGGCUCAUCAACCAGGUGCUGGAGCUCCAGCACACCUUGGAGGACCUGUCUGCCCGGGUGGAUGCAGUGAAGGAGGAGAACCUGAAGUUGAAGUCGGAGAACCAGGUUCUGGGCCAGUACAUCGAGAACCUCAUGUCUGCCUCUAGUGUCUUCCAGACGACCGACACCAAGAGUAAACGGAAGUAGGAAGAACUUCUGACAUCACUGAGCCCAGUUGGACCCGGAGAGGUCGCAGCGUCUGGCCUCAUGGACUCUUUAAUAACAUCUAAUCUUGGACAUAAAGCCAUGCGUGAAUGUAAAUAUUGGUAUUUAUCUUCACAUGACCACUAGAGGGCAGUGUUGCUGUGUUUAGAUUGGUUCUGGAGACAUCAGACUCAUAAGCUGGUUGGAAGGAGGAGUCAGCCAGAGGAUCAGCAGUGGAUUGGACAAGUCAUGUUAUGAUGUAGUGAGCUGUGUUUCUCAGUAUUUUAGUUUAUGGGACUUUUUUUCCUAGCAUAGAUUUCAAAACGGUUUGAUCAGUUUACACAAUUAUGCUAGCUUUUUUUUCCAAACACAGGUAGAAUUUAGAAAAUCCAUUUUUAAAACCUGAAGCACUCGAAUUGUAAAUACUGUGCUAUAACCAAGAUAAAUGACAUCACUCAGGUAAACUACAUAUUUGCUACAUAAUUUAGUUAUGAAGCAGAAAAAAGAAGGGGUAAAAAUAAACCUGUUAUCUUCAUGGCUGCUUUCAAAACUCUGCAGAGUUAAUCUCAUAUGAGAAAGAUGUAGGGCUGCAACUAAUGGUUAUUUUAGCAACUAUACUAUCAAUGAUUCUGAUGAGUAAUCAGACAAAAAAUUGGCACAUUCUACAAAUUUUCCAUUUAAUCAUGUAAGCCAUUUUAUACAUUAAGACAAUUAAACAAUUCAAUUAAUUUCAAAAUAAAUUUAUAUCCAAAGAUGCAGCGCAGUGGCAUUCCUUUAAAUCUGAACCUGGUUGAAGCUAAAAUACUUGAGGAUUUUUGUCUAAAUAUUAAUAAUGGCGCUUUUAUCUUAAAUUUGAAAUGUCUACAUAUUAUGCAGGAUGUAUAAUAGCCAUAUUAACAUUUUUUUGAGUCAACGAUUCGUUGAUAAUUAUUUCAAUAACUGAUUAAUCACAAUUUGUCCAAUUAAUCCUUUCAGUCCAAGAGAAAUAUCAAUGGCAGAAAAUCAGCUGAAGAUUCUGCGUAGCUGCUGAAGUUGAGCCUGUUUUCCUCAUGCUGUCUGAUCAGAGCGGUUCGGUCCGUUGGUUCCACAGUACCAGCUGCUCACUCUGAAAGCACACAGCCUGAGAUCUGCCCACAUCCUCCUGACGGUCUGCAGAGCGCUGCGGCUCCAGUGUUUGGAAGUGCAGGUGGCUGGAAGGGUGAGAGAUGGUUUAUCUGCUGGUUUCUCCACUCUGCUGCCAGACACCAGCAGAAACAACACUGCCCCCUGGUGGUCGCACAUUCCAUUAUGUUCUGUUGUCUGAAACAUGGAGCCUCUGUUCGUGUUCAGGAACCGUCAGUGAGUCAGUGUUAGUUCUGCUGUCCAGGUGAAGCAGUCAUUGUUUCCUGCUGCGCUCAGUAAUGUCUCUGUCUGUGCUUCCUGUGACUGGCAGCCAUGUUGGAUUUAAAGCAUCCAGACUCUGAGGCCAUCCACCCUGUUGUGCUUGUGGAUUGUUUUUAUUAUUACUAAUAUUGACUGAAUAAAGUUGUGAUGGUUGUUUCUGAUGAA